Molecule: messenger RNA, 1650 nt
Organism: Fusarium coffeatum
Lineage: Eukaryota; Fungi; Ascomycota; Sordariomycetes; Hypocreales; Nectriaceae
Exons: 2
Coding region: 1-1650 (549 amino acids)
Source: RefSeq, a predicted model, not a curated record
AUGGUAUCAUCCGAAAUUCCCAGGGCAAGUCUCCUAGGACUACCCUCAGAAUUCCGCAACCAAAUUUACCAAAACUACUCCACGGUCGAUGGUGGCUACGUUUACGAUGGUGAUACGAAUAAGCUUGUUCAGCCUGGCGGAAAGCCCAUCGACAUUUCACUCCGAUCGGCCUGUCGCUCAAUCGCUUUGGAGACACAAGACUUUCUAUUCAGUCUCAACAACAUCAAGUUCUCUACUGUUUACAGAAAAGAUUGGCAGAAACAAGCGAUAACCCCCGACAUGUAUCAUUCUUCGAGUGUUGAUCUAGGUAAACACAUGGCCGCAGUAAAAGCUGAGGUCGAAAAGUGCAUCGCUAUAGAUGCCAGAUGCCCUGAAAUGCGCUACACUUUCGGCUGUUUAAGGAGUCGCGACGACAUUGACGACCUCAGAGCGACAAGUGGAUGUAAUAGCAACUCCUACUUACUGGACCAGGCUGUUUCCCAAGUUCUACGAGCCUUUGCAGGACGAUACCCCGAGGAGUUUGCAGCAGCCGUUGAUCUAGGCAAACCUGGUUGGUCUUCGUCCCAUUCCGCUCUCGACUUUUUCGACCUCACCUUCCCUCCGUGGGCGACCCCUUCUCUAGCCGAAGCAACAGCACUGGCUGAAGAAUGGAAUUUGGUAAAAGAAGGAGACGACCAGAUUCCGAAUUGGUAUCAGAAGACAUACCUCGAUACCGCCUAUAGGGGCCCAAUCUUCAAAUAUCGAAGAAGACGCCAUUUUUCCGCCGCUUCGUUGGCCAUACGGUUUCUCAACCAGAUCACGAAGCGUCAGCGCCUCUGUAUACGUCAUCUGAUCAUCAACGAAGAUCGGCUUUCGGGGCCACGCCCAGAAUGUCACCCACUUGGCUUGAUCCCUUUCUGUAGGGAGAACCCGAAAUUAUACAUCGACCAUCGCGUCAACCUAUGGCGCAGUUUCAUCAUGAGAACGUGCGGACAUUCACCUUCACCUGGUCAAGUGGCCCACUCAGCCGAGACCGUAGUGGAUGAAGAGGAUGAGGAGUUCCACAUGGGGUCGCAUCAAGUAUUCACGUCCUCAGUCAUACAAGGAUUUGUCGACUGGCUGGUGGUACACACAACGGAGAUUCUCGAUGAAGGAAUGUCUUUGGCAUCUUACACUUUGACUCUAGACGGAGACCCCGAUCUCAACUACUCAACCGAAAUGUUCAACACCAUCAUGAAGCCUAUGAUUGCAGGGUUAACCAUGAACUCCGACAUCGUGGCCCGAGGCAUAUUCACGGCUCCCGACCACCCCGAUUACCCUUUUAUGACACGACGAUCCAUGACAGAGAUUACACCAGUUGACAAACGGAGUUCCGUGCUACAAUGCAACUUCACUCUCGAUCAACCAUGGAGCUACAAGAACAUCAUUAAGGAGGAAGAAAUUGAACCGGGGGAGGUUGAAUCACACCGUGCCCUGAAUCCUGUUGGACGUGACUCUUGUUGGUUCGACAUCUGCACGCCAUUGGUGCAUAUUCUGGACAUUACUCUCGAGUACUUUGACAGGGAGAAAUUGGUGGAUUGCACGGAUGAGAUGCUUAGCAAAUAUGGAAAUCUGAGCGGGAAAAAAACCAUUGACGACGUUGAGCUAUGGCAAGCUGUCGCCUGGAAUUAG